CGAUAGAGUGAGAGACAUUCAGAGAAAGAACAGGACACGACAGACCAACAGCCGUUUGGUCUCGCUCUGGGGGUCGACCGCUACACGUGCAGGAGAAGCGGCAGAGCAGCGGCAGAGAAAGAGUGAGCGGAGAACGGAUUCCUCUUUGUGUACUCCAUAAUUAUAAUUCUUAUUAGUAGGCUAGUAAUCCUACAAUUGUCGUUUGGUGGGUUCGUCAUUAAUAACAGUUUAAACUAUAGGGAGAGUAGAGGAGAACUGUGCCACUGUCGUCGCUAUGGCCGCUCUAUCAGGAGGAGAAAUGUGCGUCAAAUACCUGAUGUUCGCUUUCAACCUCAUCUUCUGGCUUGCAGGUACAGGAGUUCUGGCUAUAGGGUUGUGGUUGAGGUUUGACCCAAAGACCAGAGGACUGUUUGAAGGAACAGAAUCUCCCUAUGUCUUCUUCACAGGUGUGUAUAUCCUGAUAAUAGCAGGGUUGUUGAUGAUGGUGGUGGGGUUCCUGGGAUGCUGUGGUGCGAUUCAGGAGUCUCCCUGUAUGCUGGGGCUGUUCUUCUUCUUCCUCCUCAUCAUAUUUGCCAUUGAGGUCGCCGCUGGAAUCUGGUGUUUUUCCAACCAAAGCAAGGUGGUUGAUGACAUCACUCAAUUCUACAUGGAGACAUAUCAGAACUACCAGAACACUCGACAGGACACACUGAGAGAGACACUCCGUCUCAUACAGACUGGGUUGGACUGCUGUGGUACAGGUUCUGUUGUGGACUCUGCCAAAGACACCUGUCCCCCAAGAGACGGGCUGGAUAGCCUCAUCACCAAGAGCUGUCCUGAUGCUAUAGAUGAAUUGUUUGACUCCAAGCUACACAUCAUAGGAGGAGUGGGCAUCGCCACUGGAGUUAUCAUGAUGUUUGGGAUGAUCUUCAGCAUGCUGCUCUGCUGUGCCAUCAGGAAGUCACGAGAGAUUGUCUGAGGAUGUCAUCGUUACCAUGACGGUGGCCGUUAAUGUUGCAUGAUGUCAUUCCUAGUCACAUGAAUUCUGUCAACCAAUAGAGAGGCUGUGUGUUGAGAACGGUCGGCCUGAGCGCUAGCAGCCGUUCAGGUCCACUGGCCAACCAACUGCCAUUUAGUUAGAGCCGCUAACCUCUGUAACAAGGAUCUGCUACACAUGGUUCACCUGGCAUUAAGUGCGCAAGCUUUGCAAAAUAAAUAUAAACAUGCAUGUUAUUCAGUAAUUUCAUCCAAACUGCUUGCACGUAUCAACUGGCGUCUGUGUAUCCAGGCACUAAAAUAGAACUUGGUUCUAUUUUAGAUGCUUGAUGCUGCAAGAUCCGCCUCUCCAAUCUAUUCAUUAGUUUUUACGAGCAUACGAACCCACGUGGGUGAUUAAAAUAUGAGGUCCACACUCCAGUCCAGUUGGUGGCAGUAAUGCACAUUGAAGUUGGUUGCCAACCGCCAUUUAAAAUCCACAGAAGAAGAAGGACAAUGAAUGAGGAAAGAUUAAUCAAAGAAAACUAACUAAGAACUAACUAGGUUUUCCUUUAUAUGAGUGGAUUAAUUGUCGAAGUAGAGAACACAUGACUUUGUAUGACUCAAAAUGGGUAAAAAUUCUACAAAGAUCCAGCUAAUAAAAAUACCAUAUGCAUUUCAGAAACAGCAAUCUAGCUAAAUGUCAAUGAAUGUUUCAUGUGUGUUUCGACAUGUCCCAUAAUUACUAUAGUUGGUCGACAGUUGGUUUUGGUAUUUUAACGCGUCUGGUAGGGAUAGACAAAAUCAAUGUUGAGCCGGUUUGGUCAGCAUGUAAUCACAGCGCUGCACAAUUCACCUUGGCUGUGUUUGCACAAUUCUGAUCUUUUUAUCACUCAUUUGUUUUUUAACCAAUCAGAUCAGCUCUGAAAAAGAUCUAAUGUCAUGAAGGGAUCUAGAUUAGCUAAUCUGCACAGUGCUUUUCUCAGGCUGAUCCUCUUGAACACAGUGAAUCUGCCCAGUGCACAGGUUGACCCUCCUAAACCAUCAUGAUGAUAACAUCAACAACAUGCAUGCCAGUCUUUCCUGGUUGACUACAACUCAUCCUCUCCGUCUCUUUCUCUACCCAAUUUGAAAAUGCCUUGAAGUCUCUGACUGUUUUUAUCUAGGUGAGUUGUAGUCAGUUUUACAGCAUAUCUAGGUGUCUUCUAGAUAAGAAACUUUUAUAACACCCUUGCCAUCUUACACAAAACAAAUUAGCCAAAUAAAAUGUAACAUCUGAUCUUCAUUCUGUGUGUAUUCUGAUCAUCCUGUGUGUAUGUAAUGAGUAAGAGAGGAAAACAUGUCUGUCAGACUCCACAGCUUCCUGCCACUGUGGAAAAGAACAACCUGAAAAAAACUCUCUCUCUCUCUCUCCACAGCAAAGACCUUGAAGUUGUCAUAAAAGGCAUGUAAGCUUUAUUUUAGGGAAUGUUACAGUUUUUCUCAAUUGCUAAAACACCAUUUCUGAAACCUUGCUCCAUUUCCUGAAAACAUUAAACACAAAACCUCAUCUUCAAGCACUAUUUACAUAACCUCUGACCCCUCUUGCAAAGUGAAACAUUCGCCUCAAAACAGUUUUACCUGUGUUCAUAAUCAAACACUGCUCUCAAAUCAUAAACAAAGUGAUCAAAAUGAUAUACACUCUCAAGCAGUCAGUUAACAAUACACCGAAAAAUAGAAAACACAUUCUUCAAAAUAUACAAUUCUCAGGGAGAAGUACAUUUUUAAUCUAAAAAAAUAUUCAUAUUUUUCCAGCAUUGUCUUAUGAUGAACGAACACAUGUUCUAUCAUAGUAGCUCAAAAUUUAUCAGAAAUUACUACUCUGCUUUGCUCUUUGCAAUUUUGUUUUCUGUUCUUCCUCCUCCUUGUACCCCUAUUUUUACAGUACUGUACUCUGCAUCUCACAAACUUGUCCUUUGUCUCUGUGAUACUGUAAUUCUUGUUCUUUGUUGAUAUGAACCUGCAACCAGUCAAUCUAUUGAGCAGUUAAUAAAUGGAAAGCACAAUGUUCAGGGCCAUACGAUUUGUCCAUAGUACAGUAUACAGCCUACAAUGCACUGUACUACAGUAUCCAUUCUCAAGAGUUUCUCGUUCCCACCUUCAACAACCUGUUUGCUCUCUGAACUGGCUUAUAUUGGUUGUGUUGCAUCAUUUGAAACAGGUUGAAUCAAUUUUGAGUGGUUGUGUUCAAUCAAUGACAUAUGUUCUCUAUUUGUAUUUGAUUGUUGCCACUUGUGUUUACCAGUAUGGAUGACAUGUGCAUUAGAGUGCAGAAUGUGUUUUGAGAAUGAGAAUGUGUUUAGAGUUUUGCCGAAAUGUCUGAGAUCUGUAAAUUGUGUUUUACCAUGUGAAAUGGUGUAAGGUAUUGACAACAGACUGCAUAAUUAGCUAAAUGAGUCCAGGCAACUGAGAACUUUGUUCAGCCAAUGGGUUUUAGUGUUUUAGCAAUUGAGAAGAACUGUAACCGAAUGUAGACCUGUUAUUAUUAGUGUCAUUCUAUGAAAAUGGUGGCUUUUUGAAGAGCCAACUUUUACACAUUUUUGGACUAGUAACCACAAGGUUGUGAGUUCAAACCCCCAAGCUGACAAGGUACAAAUCUGUCAUUCUGCCCCUGAACAGGCAGCUAACCCACUGUUCCUAGGCCAUCAUUGAAAAUAAGAAUGUGUUCUUAAUUGACUUGUCUGGUUAAAUAAAGGUAAAAUGAAAAAAAGAGCUGUUUAUACCAUGUCAGUGUGAAAAGUAUGGAAUUAGCUAGGGAAACUGACAGAUCAAUAACAUUACAUUGCUAUACUGACUAAUAAAAACUCACAUUGCGCUGUAAAAAAACAUCUGAAUAUCAGUCUUCAAAUCAUUUGACUGCUGGUUUCAUCGCUAAAAUCAGUGAGCUAGCUAGCUAACGUUAGCCAUCCUGGCUAGCUAUAAUUGUACAACAGCUGACGAAAACUAUCCAAGUUAAUUUACUUCCAUUGAAAUGGGACUAAAAGGCUUCAA
Molecule: messenger RNA, 3984 nt
Organism: Oncorhynchus masou masou (cherry salmon)
Lineage: Eukaryota; Metazoa; Chordata; Actinopteri; Salmoniformes; Salmonidae
Product: CD9 antigen-like
Exons: 8
Coding region: 275-958 (227 amino acids)
Cellular component (GO): plasma membrane
Source: RefSeq, a predicted model, not a curated record